AUGGUGGUAACUAAGAAGACGAUGAUGAUGAUGAUUCAACUUCAUCUCUUCUCCUACUUGUUCUUGUGUCUCUGUUUCUCUACUCUCACUCUCUCCUCUGAGCCCAGAAACCCUGAAGUGGAGGCGUUGAUAGAUAUAAAGAACGGUUUGAAUGAUCCUCAUGGAGCUUUUAACAACUGGGACGAGUUCUCAGUUGAUCCUUGUAGCUGGGCUAUGAUCACUUGCUCUUCCGACAACCUCGUCACUGGCUUAGGAGCUCCAAGCCAGUCUCUCUCCGGAAGAUUAUCUGAGUCAAUCGGAAACCUCACAAAUCUCCGACAAGUGUCAUUGCAGAAUAACAACAUCUCCGGCAAAAUCCCGCCGGAGCUCGGUUUUCUUCCUAAAUUACAAACCUUGGAUCUCUCCAACAACCGAUUCUCCGGCGAAAUCCCCGUUUCCGUCGAGCAACUAAGCAGCCUCCAAUAUCUGAGACUGAACAACAACUCAUUGUCUGGGCCCUUCCCUGCCUCUUUGUGUCAAAUUCCUCAUCUCUCCUUCUUGGACUUGUCUUACAACAAUCUCAGUGGCCCUGUGCCUAAAUUCCCAGCCAAGACUUUCAAUGUCGCUGGGAAUCCUUUGAUUUGUAGAAGCAGCCCACCUGAGAUUUGUUCUGGAUCAAUCAAUUCAAGUCCUCUCUCUGUCUCUUUAAGCUCUUCAUCAGGAGGAAGGUCUAAUAAAUUGGCGAUAUCACUCGGUUUAAGCCUUGGCUUUGUUGUUUUGAUAAUCCUUGCUCUCGGUUCCUUUUGUUGGUACCGUAAGAAGCAAAGAAAGCUACUGAUACUUAACUUAAACGAUAAACCAGAGGAAGGGCUUCAAGGACUAGGGAAUCUAAGAAGCUUCACAUUCAGAGAGCUCCAUGUAUCUACAGAUGGUUUCAGCUCCAAGAACAUACUUGGCGCUGGAGGAUUCGGUAACGUCUACAGAGGAAAGCUAGGAGACGGGACAACGGUUGCAGUGAAACGGUUAAAAGAUGUUAAUGGAACCUCAGGGGACUCACAGUUUCGAACCGAGCUAGAGAUGAUUAGCUUAGCCGUUCACCGGAAUCUUCUCCGGUUAAUCGGUUACUGCGCGACUUCAAGCGAAAGGCUUCUUGUUUACCCUUACAUGCCUAAUGGCAGCGUCGCUUCUAAGCUUAAAUCUAAACCGGCAUUGGACUGGAACAUGAGGAAGAAGAUUGCGAUUGGAGCAGCGAGAGGGUUGUUGUAUCUACACGAGCAAUGUGAUCCCAAGAUCAUUCACAGAGAUGUCAAAGCGGCUAAUAUUCUCUUAGACGAGUGCUUUGAAGCUGUUGUUGGUGAUUUUGGGCUCGCCAAGCUCCUUAACCACGAGGACUCUCAUGUCACAACCGCGGUUCGUGGCACGGUUGGUCACAUUGCUCCUGAGUAUCUCUCAACCGGUCAGUCUUCUGAGAAAACCGAUGUUUUUGGGUUCGGUAUACUUUUGCUAGAGCUCAUAACCGGGAUGAGAGCUCUUGAGUUCGGUAAAACCGUUAGCCAGAAAGGAGCUAUGCUUGAAUGGGUGAGGAAGUUGCAUGAAGAGACGAAAGCUGAGGAAUUGGUGGACCGAGAGCUCGGGACUAGCUACGAUAAGAUUGAGGUUGGAGAGAUGUUGCAAGUGGCUUUGCUAUGCACUCAGUACCUUCCUGCUCACAGGCCUAAAAUGUCUGAAGUGGUUUUGAUGCUGGAAGGAGAUGGUUUAGCCGAGAGAUGGGCUGCUUCGCAUAACCAUUCACAUUUCUACCAUGCCAACAUCUCUUUCAAGACCAUCUCUUCUCUGUCCACAACUUCUGUGUCAAGGCUUGAUGCACAUUGCAAUGAUCCGACUUAUCAAAUGUUCGGUUCUUCGGCUUUCGAGGAUGACGAUGAUCAACAGCCUUUGGAUUCUUUCGCCAUGGAACUGUCCGGUCCAAGAUAA
Microthlaspi erraticum is the source of this 1953-nucleotide messenger RNA. Lineage: Eukaryota; Viridiplantae; Streptophyta; Magnoliopsida; Brassicales; Brassicaceae. The record is from the annotation of a GenBank genome assembly.